CUAUCUUGGUAUAGUACAUUUUUGAAUUUGUUUCUAAAUUUGUAGUUUUUUCAAAAUGUUGAAACUAAGUUCAAUGUAUACUUUAUUAUUAUACUUACUUCUUACUACAAAUGUUUUAUGCGACCGGAAUAAUGUAUCAAAAAAUGAUGACCCGUUUUGGAUUAAUCCAUGUGGCUACACCACUUAUAAUGGUAAAGACUAUGAUGAUUCUGAUGCUGGUAUCAUAGACCGUAUUUUAACUAUACAAAGACAAUGUCAAAAAAAUAUUGAUCCGUUUAAACGUGAGUACAUUCAGCAAACAUUCAAAUCUGAUUAUGAUACGCACUAUGAUAGAUGGAUCAAUGAAAAUAAUAGCUGGAUGACUUCCCGACUUUUAAAUAGGGCUGAAGAUAAUAUGCAACAAUCAUGUUUGGAAUCACGUUCAUUUCCCAGUGAAUUGAAAUUCACUUAUGAAUUAUUACAACAAGUUGCUGUUGGUUAUGAAGUAUUGCUUGAUGAUGCAAAUAAUGUUGAUUAUUUGGAAAAUCGUUUCCUUAAUAGUUUUACCACUUGUAAGAAUGAUUUGCAGCAACUUCUAUGUGAGAUUAGUGAUGAUGUUGACAUUACACAUCAAGAUAAACCAAAAGAUGUUACUAGAGACCAAGUCCCUAAUGAUGUCCGGCAAGAAACCAGCACUGCUGAGAGAAAUCUCACAAAUUCUAUUAUUUUUCGUGAUUAUAUGAUAGCUAUUAAGUAUAUGAAAAAUACCUAUGAAUAUUUAAGAAGCAAAUGUAAAAAUGAUAUUAUUGAUUUUAAAGUAUGGUUAAAAAAAAAUCGUAAACGUAAUCAUUAAUAUUUAUUUUUAUUAUUUUUACUCGCUAUACUGAGUUUUUCAUUAUAUAAUAUAUAUAAAGAUACCUUUGGUUUUAUUUAAUAUAUUAUUACCUUUUUUUCUUUUUUACUAAUCCAUAACUAUAAUUUAUUAUAUUAUAA
Molecule: messenger RNA, 972 nt
Organism: Aphis gossypii (cotton aphid)
Lineage: Eukaryota; Metazoa; Arthropoda; Insecta; Hemiptera; Aphididae
Exons: 1
Coding region: 56-832 (258 amino acids)
Source: RefSeq, a predicted model, not a curated record